Penicillium daleae is the source of this 234-nucleotide messenger RNA. RefSeq lists its product as uncharacterized. The record is from RefSeq and is a predicted model, not a curated record. The transcript has a single exon. Bases 1 to 234 code for a protein of 77 amino acids. Lineage: Eukaryota; Fungi; Ascomycota; Eurotiomycetes; Eurotiales; Aspergillaceae.
AUGGGUAACGGCACGGUCGACACGAUAUCAGCAGUCCACGUCGACUUUCUACACGCCCUAUACAUGAACGGCAAUGCUCCUGAGCAUCCCGGCUCGCUCCGUUCGCUACGAGCGCAGUUUCAGCAGUCUAGCUCGGAGUGGCACGGCCUUCUUGGAUCCAAGGUCCCCCGUCUUGACGGCUCGCAGUUCUCGUGCGAUCAGUAUCACGAGCUAGAAACUAAGGCGGACCAGUAG